AUGUUCCUAACAACACUCGUGCUGAUUCUUCCUUGGCUUCUUUUGGUGUUGCUUGUGGUGAGAAUUUUAGGACUUGAUGACACUCUUUAUCGUAAAUUAAAUCAAAAGCCAAAAACAAAAACAAGUUAUAAGAAUGUUAAUAUUGUAAUCACUGGAGGAUCGGCAGGCAUCGGAGCUACUUUGGCACAACAAUACGCAUCCAUGGGAGCCAAUUUGGUGUUAGGAGCAAGAAAUUUAAGCAAUUUAGAAAGUGUCAAAGAAAAAUGUUUAAAUUUAGGAGCUUCCACAUGUCAUGUGUUUGAAUUGGAUGUUUCUAGUGAAGAGAGUUGCAAAAAAUUUAUUGAAAAUGCUGUCAACGCUCUCAAAGAAAUUCACAUUCUUAUUUUGAACGCUGGCAUUGGAAUGAAGAAGCGAUUUGAUGAAUGUGAGAAUUUGGAUCAACACAAGAAAUUAAUGGAUGUCAAUUUCUGGGGAGCUGUUUAUCCAACACAUUAUGCACUUCCUCACAUGAAACUUUCAUCUCGAAAUAACGUCGACGUUAUUAAGAGACCUAAAAUCGCUGUAGUUAGCAGCAUGUCAGGAAAAUUUAGUCCACCUUUACGAACUGCCUAUGUCUCAUCAAAACAUGCUGUAAAUGGAUUCUUCCAUUCUUUGAGAAUUGAAAUGAAGGGUAAAAUUGAUGUGACCAUUCUAUGUCCUCCUCAUGUCUAUACAGAUUUUCAGGCAAAUUCUUUUGGAGCCGAAAAGGGUGUCAUUCGUGAGAAGAGUAAAUUCAUCACACCUGAGCAAUUUGCAUCCAUUGCCAUUGACGCAAUUGAAUGGGGCGUAGCAGAAGAAUUGGUGAAUACCAAAGGAAGAGCCAGUAGAAUUUUGGCUCUUUUACCAACCUUCCUCUCUGACAAGAUCAUUAGUGAAACUUCGAAAGCAAGUGCUGUUGUACAACAAUAA
Molecule: messenger RNA, 948 nt
Organism: Naegleria fowleri
Lineage: Eukaryota; Heterolobosea; Eutetramitea; Acrasida; Naegleriidae
Exons: 3
Coding region: 1-948 (315 amino acids)
Molecular function (GO): oxidoreductase activity
Source: RefSeq, a predicted model, not a curated record